This is a messenger RNA of Funneliformis caledonium, 1284 nucleotides long. Lineage: Eukaryota; Fungi; Glomeromycota; Glomeromycetes; Glomerales; Glomeraceae. The record is from the annotation of a GenBank genome assembly.
AUGAUCGCUACAGACUGGUUCAUCGAUGGGUGUCUUCAAAGAUGCUUAAUGUACAGUCGGAAUCUCGAAAGAGAAGCUGGAGAUUUGGCUACUGCAACCUGGUCUCAUCACGCUCUAAUAGCCGGAGACCGAAAAGACGCCCUACUGGGGCUUGCUUGCACUCUGGUUCUUGCUCUUAUUUUCACGGGGAUUCAGCUGUAUGAGUACUAUGAAGCAUCCUUUACUAUCUCGGACGGAGCCUUCGGAAGCGCUUUCUUCUUUGCACCAUCAUGUAGGAUUCGAAGGCGGCCUACUUUAUUGGCAAAGAAAUGCCGUAAUAGAAGGAAACUUAUAUUAUUACCACUCUACCAUAUGCGGGAAACUCCUAAAGGCGUAGGUCAGGCUGAGCAAAAGACCUUAGACCCUGGAAAGAUGACCCUAGCUGAAGGCCUAAAGCUUCUGGACCAAUACACACGAGAUUUCCAAAAAGACCCCAGCAAAUAUACUCAGGGUAUAGACCCCCCAACAAUUAGGGAGCUGGCUGCAGGUUUGUUCCAAGCUGAGGGUACAAUAGGUGAUAAGGGGGAUCAAGGCGAUCAAGGGCCACAAGGUGAAAAAGGUGAUAAAGGUGAAAAAGGGGAUCCUGGCAAAGACGGUAAAGAUGGCAAAGGCGGCAAGGAAUGGGCUGGCUUAAAAGACGAUGUAGAUAAAGCACAAAAGAGAGCCGAUGAAGCUUAUGAUUAUGCCGCGGGUAACUAUCAAAUGAUUCUCGCUACGGAUACGGUGGUUGCUGGAUUAACAGCUGGUGCUGCGGUGAUGGCUGCUAAUAUUGCUGCAUUAGAUGCGAAUGUCGCCGCCUUAGAUGGUGAAAUGACAGCCGCACAAGGAAGUAUUACUGCGCUUGAUACACGUGUUGUCGCUAAUCGAAAUGAUAUUGGUACCGUUGAAAAUAGUCUUAAAAAUGUUAAACAAGACUUUAAAGGGGAAGAAUACUUCCCACGCUUUAAUUCUCCUGAUAGCAGCAUAUCUUUUGAACAGUCAAACACGAACGAUCCACGGGUUUUUUAUGUUCGGGUGAAAGGGGCUGGUGCUAAUUUAGCAAUUGUAUCUGGUGAUAAUACGAUAUUAGUUCAUCCGCAAGAAGACCAAGAACAAAAAGUAUUUGAUAUCCAAAACCAUGAUGGCGGGGUUGACUAUGAUUUAUCAGUACAAAAGCACGAAAAUGUAUUAAUUACUUCGCAAGAUAAAUCGGUAAGCGUAAAGCGUGGCUCAAAUAAUCCCGAUGAGAUAGGCUACGAGCAUUGA